GGCCCAUAUUAGUUUAGCAGUAUCCCCGCAACACUUCCUCCGCAGGGUAGGCGUGCCAGGACGGAGUUAGUAAAUCCGCGCCUGGGCCACCCCAUUCGCCUUGUCGGAUAAGCUUUCUUAUACAUCAUGCAUUUCGGUACCAUUUGUUAAUCGUUGUCUGAGACUUUGACGUUCUCUUGAUUUUUUUCCCUACCUUCGAGUCUGUCAUUAUUCUCUUCGAUACGUGCGGUGCACUAUUCAUCACUGCUAGUUCAGAUAUUUUUCUUAUUUUAAUUGUCUUAUUCUGUGCCAGCUGGCUGGAUCAUUGGUACGAUCCACUCUUUUUUAUAUUCCAUUAAUUGCUUUCUUUCGCCUUUUCAUUCAUCAAAUUCAUACAACGUUUCAUCUAUUUACCAGAACACUAUCAAUAGUCUUCAUUGUUAAAAUCUCAUGACUUAACGAAACAUACGGCAACGCCACGGCUCGCUGCCUACAUUUACAUCGACUGCCUCGACAUUAAGAUGGGUGCCAGUUCAGCUUUGUAUUUGAUGAUCCGAGCUGGACUAUUGGAUGGCACGGAAUCAGCGUCGACAUUUUUGAAAGAUGCGCAGGAUGCUAAGAAUAAUACACUUGCGGAAGGAAUUAUAGAAAAUUUGGUGUUUGCAGAAAGCAAAUCGGUCCGGACAUCGACUAUCAUUCUAGCAGCCUUUAAUGUACUGGCUUCGUUUGCAACAGCAGCCAGUAUCCUUUAUGAUUCUUACUGGGCCUCGAAGCGGUGCAACCCGAAGUUCAAAGCUUCGUAAGUGGGAAUUGAUUAUAUUCUGGUGGAAGAUUACUAAAGUGCGAUAGGAAAUUCUGCGUUUCGAUGAUUCAUCCGGCGGAAACUUUUCCUUUGGUACUAUCUAUCGGUAUUGUAAUUCAAGGACUUAUCUUUGCUGUUGUCCAAGGAGAGGGACUUCAUUCAUUAUUCAUAUCUGGAUGCAGUACCAUCGCUCAAUUCAUGUGGAUUGGUAGGUUUAGAUUGAUGCUCGUAAAACCCUGAUACUAAUGCUAUUUAGCUCUUUUCAUAGUCCCAUACAUUCAACUUGUCUUCGGCCUCGAAUGUGCAAUACGAUCUUUAAGGAAAACACCAUUCCAACCGAGAGGAAAAUACGAUGUAACAAUUUGCUUGGGGAUAAUUUUGUUAAUGUUGAUUGGCACCUGGCUUCCAACAAACUUAUUUCCGGAAAAAGAUAGAUGUUUUGCUUCAUUGCUAUGGUUCGUGUCAAAAUUUGGAAAUUUCGGGUUCAUACUAUUUUCCGCUGUCGCCGGUCUCCUUAUCAUCACUUCGAUCGUCAUCUUUGCCAGAUUAUCCAGAACCGCAUUGAUAGAGCGAAAUCAAAGGAUUGCAGCGUCUCGUAUGGUAUAUUAUUUACUAAUAGGUGUUGUUUCAUUGGUAAUUUCAUCCCCCUAGUUGACUAUAUCUUUGGCUAAUGGCUACAAGAGUUUUGUGAUUCCGUAUUUUGCUUCCCAAACCAUCGGACAUGGCGACUUGAAGUUGGCCAUGAUGGCAACCGUGGUCCUUAACUUAUCUGGUUUGAUGAACGGUUUGCUCCAAUUAUUCUUACGAUCAAACACUGCAACUACAUCAUUUGGGCCAAGAGGCAGGUCCUAUCCUAGUAAUAAGCAUGAGAUCAGGAUAUGGGGACCAAACGAGUUAGCAUUUAACAAUCAAAUGAUGGAUCCUGUGCAACCGCCGGUGUCUCCCUGGUCCGGAAUGGUAAGUCGAGCGGAUAGUCAAAAAAGUUUUAUCUUCCCGCCCGACAAAAGCGUCGCUAUUAACAUGGCGGAGCUCCCUAUCCUACAGCUACCUCCAUAUUCCCCGACGAAAGCGCACCUUCAACGCUCUAACGCCAUUAGUCCAAUAACUUCGGCACUAGCUCCUCGGACACCGACCGAAAAUUUUCCAUCCGAGCAUACUAGAAAACAAUCAUACUCCCUUUUUCCCGCACCAGCUCUCCAGAGUCCCAACACACUAUUGCCUCCUCGCAUGAACAGAUCUGCCUUCGAAUCAGUGUACGAUAUCAGCGACCUUUCGGAUCUAGAAGCGCCUCCCUCCCUCCAAGGCAAGAAAGGCCACAGAAGAGGCUCUUCUGUAGCUUCAUCAGCAACAGUACAAAUCGGUAUUCGCUUCUCACAUGCACCACCCCCUCCUGCCGCUGCGGGAGUGCUAUCUGUUGCCCUCCCACCAUCAACUUACAAAGCAAGUGGACUUCCCGCCACAACUUUCCAAGCCCCAGCUCUCCCCCCGACAACUUACGCUCCUACAUCGAAGUUCAACCCCUCCAUACAGACCACGUCUGCUCCGCUUAGAAUUCUUUUACCUCCAAUAAAAACAAGAAACCUCGCCAAAAACACCAUUCAAAUCCCACCUCGCUCACCUUUCCGACCUUCUCCUGUUGAUACAAACACCGCCACUCAACGAUUCCCAAAUAGAUCAAAUCCUUCUCGCUUCAACUCUCCCCAACAAUCCCCAUCCUUUAUAAACAAAACACUCCCGGCAACACCCAAAUCCGUUGCUCCAAAACAACCAGCCAUCGAACGUUUAGAACAAUCCGAAGCAAUCAUUCAGCUUAGCCCUACUGUGUAUACACCACCUAAAGGUUCUCUCCAAAGAAACGGUUCUGCAAAGACCGUUAUCACCGGCUCGGACUUCAACCGUCGAGAUUCAAAGUUUAGGCAGGGGAGUAAGGAUCAAUGGAUAUGAUUUACCCUAGAUUACAGGGAUUUCCCUCGGUCGAAUGGGGUCUGUUUUGUACAAGGAGAGAAAAAAGAAAGACGGCCCAGCUGAAGGGACGGAAUUCUUCGAAUCUAAUUAUACCUGCUUGUUUGGGCUUUGAUAUUUUCUAUUUCAUUGGUGUUUAUUAUGGGGAUCUCUGGGGAAAAGGAAUGGGAUGGAUGGCUUGAUGGAUGGGCGGAUUAGUUCUCGAUUCUACUAUGUGGCGUUAUAUACCGUGAUAUGUUAUUGCCUACCGCAGACAAUCGGAAGUUUUGUUGGAUGGAAGCUUAUCUCUUUUGAGCUAGGACCUAUAUACGCUUUGUUUGUUCUAUGAUUCUUUAGUAGCAUAGAAAUUUCUUAUGGUAUCGUUUGGGUUAUGGUUGCAGGUUGACAAUAAGUAGAAGAAGAGGUCAUGGCUUGUAUAUUUUACUUGGAAGUAUGGUAUGGAGAGGGAGUGUGUAGAUAUUUUGGGACGAGGUACGAAAGUUACGAAUCGAUGAACUUCACGUGAUGGAUAUACAAAAUGCUGAUUGUUUUGUACCUCCCUACUGAGAAAAAAUUGAUCAUUAUGAGAUGACACUUGGUAUGACUAUCAUCAUCACAUUUCUGUUCACAACGAUUUCUCAUAUCCACUGUCUUACGUUAGCCUACCGAGCCUAUCUCAUCUCACCCCAUUUUCAAAUUCCCCAUAA
Molecule: messenger RNA, 3429 nt
Organism: Sclerotinia trifoliorum
Lineage: Eukaryota; Fungi; Ascomycota; Leotiomycetes; Helotiales; Sclerotiniaceae
Source: the annotation of a GenBank genome assembly